This is a messenger RNA of Aphanomyces astaci, 579 nucleotides long. RefSeq lists its product as hypothetical. The record is from RefSeq and is a predicted model, not a curated record. The transcript has 2 exons. Bases 1 to 579 code for a protein of 192 amino acids. NCBI's taxonomy places the organism in Eukaryota, Oomycota, Saprolegniomycetes, Saprolegniales, Verrucalvaceae.
AUGGCGCUACCGCGUCGGACGGCGUCACGGCGGUGUGGACACGCCUGGAACACAAUUGUCCACCACAAGGCACACUUCCAUGGAGACAGCCGUAGAGCGCAUGAUCGGCGCGGAGGCACGCGCACAGAGCUGGCCUUCUCGGGAGGGGGCGGGCGGGAUACCGCCACCGAUGAUGCCCUCACCCUGUCGGGACUGCAGCUUGACAUCCCGCCAGUGGCCCGCCUUAGUACCGACGGAUCCCCCAUCACCUUAGGUCACCACGGUCGACCCACCCUCGGUCGACGCACGCCAAGCCGCUGGCCAUUACAGUCGACACCGUCGCUAUCCCUGCCGUGGGGCCUCGUAUGCUGUUGCCACCUACCCUCUGGCAUGCAGCACUACGAGAAGCCCAUGAUUAUGCAUUGUCCGGUCAUCUCGGCUAUGCACACACUCUUGAGCGGCUGCGGCGCCGUUUUUGGUGGCCGGGUAUGGCCCGCGCCACACGGGUAUGAACUUCUGCCUGCAAAGACUGUGGGUCGCGCAAACCCAAACAGCCGUGGGUGGUGCCACCGCUACCUUCGUUGGCGGUUGGCGACGUAG